AUGGAAGAAAUACAAGACGUAAGAAGUGAAACCGAUGGAAGUGGAAUCCAUCAAACAGCAACAAAUUACCAGCAGUCGGCUCCGAUGAUACGAAUUGCAGCUCAGCGCCCUCUUUCAGAAAGUCAGUACAGUACGCUUCAAGACGUUAAAAAUUCUUUAUUCACUAAUUUCAGAGAUUUCAUCGAUGAUUUGGAGGAAUAUGCACCAACGAUACCAGAUGCAGUUACCGUACAUUAUAUGAGAAAAAGUGGAGUUGAUAAUACAGAUCCUCGAUUAGUUCGACUGUUUUCUCUUGCAGCACAAAAAUAUAUGUCUGAUAUUGUUUUAGAUGCGAUGUUACAGGCUCGUAUGAAAGGUUUGGGACAAAUGAAAAAAGGAACUAAGGAGACAAAAUUUGCGUUAACAUCUGAAUUGCUGGAAUCAGUUUUAGCCGAAUAUGGUAUAAAAAUAAGGAGGCCUCCAUAUUUUAUGUAG
Messenger RNA from Dracunculus medinensis (Guinea worm), 474 nucleotides. Lineage: Eukaryota; Metazoa; Nematoda; Chromadorea; Rhabditida; Dracunculidae. The record is from the annotation of a GenBank genome assembly.